Messenger RNA from Bombyx mandarina (wild silkworm), 2294 nucleotides. RefSeq lists its product as uncharacterized. Lineage: Eukaryota; Metazoa; Arthropoda; Insecta; Lepidoptera; Bombycidae. Gene Ontology annotation, cellular component: chromosome. Gene Ontology annotation, biological process: regulation of DNA-templated transcription. The record is from RefSeq and is a predicted model, not a curated record.
UAAUCAAGUGAUAUUAAGAGUGUUCAUGUCGUAACUACGUUCAUGCUUUGAAAUUAGAAAAAACUUGAGUCUAUCCAAAUGAUCGGAAAUCGGAAUAAAGUUCACAAUAGAGUCAUACAGUCAUACACAGAGCAUUUAGAAAGAUAGGCGAAAGUUUCUAUUUGAUUAAAGCCAAUGAGGACGUAAUUUGACUACAAACAAAGGUUGAAAAAUUUAUUAAAUGUAUUAGUAUGUAAUUUUAAAAUAUUUUUCAUAAAGAAUUGGUUGCCUGUAAUCAGCGACACUAUUCAGUUAUGUGAUUUUAUUUAAAAAAAAUGGUCGAAGCCCAUUCAUAGAUAAAGAUAAUCCUUUUUAAAUCACUUAGUUAUUGUGGAGUUUCUUCCGUCAGGAUUAUAGUGUAGGUAGGUAUGUAGUCUUUGGUUAUGCAUUAAAUUUCCGUGCGAAAUUUCAAUUCAUAUCAUAACAUUAGAGGGUAGCUACUUAUUUAAAAUUUCAAUGAAAAUCCAGUUUGAUGGGCAUAGAUAAUACCUACAUUUAAUAGAAGAUUUAUGGGUAGUUUUUAAAAGUAACGAUACGCGACUACUGUCGUCAAUUCAACUCUGUAACCAUAAUGGACGGUGCAAUCAAUAAUGAUGAUCAAGAUCAAAUUGUGGAGCAACUUCUUAGUGAAUACGACGAAAUAAUUAUGCCUCUGCCGGCGUAUGCGUCUGAACCUCACCUUCUAAUUUCUCGGGUCCGCAAAUCUUAUAUGGAUUAUAUGGUGCAACUCUUAAAAGUUAACUAUGAAACAAGCCACCGAAUUCAACACCAAAAACUCCAUUUUCCCAGUGCUAUUUGGAGAUGUGCUAAAAACAUAGAAAUGAAAGCAGCACAAAAAUGUAUGAUUGUACAAAUUUAUAGAAAAUAUAUUGGAUCUGUGGUUCAGGAAUUAAAAAAAGAUACAAAGAAUAAAAAGAUUAAUAAAAAAUUAUAUGAAUACCUAAAUAAGCAUCCAGAAAAUGAUAAAAAAGUUCAAACAACAUUUAUCAAUCAAAAUGCUUGUACUUGUCCAUGUGUUUGUAUGAAACUUAAGAGAAGACGUAAAAAUGAUACUCAAAGUACACCUGAGAGUAACAAGCGACAUAUAACACCAUUGAAUGAUCAAUAUAAAAUACCGGUUGUCAUUAAUAUGCAUCCAGAGGCUCAAAAUCCAGUAAUUACCAAAGAUAUUCAUGCUAUGGAAACAAUACCACAAUCUGACAUUAUAUCUAAACCGGACAGUAUUUCACCAAAACUUAAUAUGCCAAAGCCAGUUGAUGAUCUUGACACACAUGAUGAGUUAAUGAUGCAACUGGAAAAACUGUUUCAUGGGAAUAAAAAUGAUGAAGAUUUAUUCGAAACAACUCUCUGCAACAUGCCUACUGAUGGUAACUUAUUUGAAGAUUACACAGUAAAUAAUGAUGCUAGCAAUGUAAAUACAUCAGUUAUUGAAAAUCAUGCAAAACAAAUAAAGUCACUAGAUGAAAAGCUGGCAUCAUUAGCAGACAUGCUUGUUAAUAACACCAAAGAUAAUUCUGCACGUGAAGACCAAAAACUGCAACAACAAAAAGCACAAACACUACAACAUAAGAAGCAAAAUCCAAGCAAGUGGUUAUGUGAAGAAUAUUUUUUAAAAGUGAAAUUAUUUGAAAUACUUGAUCUUAUUGGAGAUUCAAAUAGAAAAAAAUUAGCAAGGAUCAAAGAAUUGUUUGCUAAUUUAUUUGGACCAGACAGUGAUGAUGAAAGCAUACUAUCGCCAUUAGAAGAAACCCCUGAGUUUGUUCUGAGUUGUAAAGAAAGAAUUGCUCCCUGGGUUGUUAAAAUACUUACUCCUGUAUACACAAAAGGUCAUAUUAAAGGGAAAGCACUGUUCAAAGCAUUAGCGAAACAUCUAAUUAAUUUGAUUUAUCAGUGCAGCCACUAUCCAGAGGAGUAUGAAGUGAAAAGUUUUGUUUGUGACUUCUUGAAAAGUCACAGAGUGAUAAGAUGUGAGGCAGAUUUCCACCAAUUUAGAAUAGAGAAUCUUUAAAUAGAUACUAUGAUGCUUUAAAUAUUAUGUUCUGUGGUAUACAUAUUAAAACCAUAAUUCUCAGCCAUGUCAGUAAAUAUUCCAUAAUAAAUUCAGUUGUAAAAAGUAGAAUAAUGUUUAAAUCUGUAACAUUAUUUUUAAAGUAGAAGUUUAUUAAUUUAAACAUAAUAUUCCAGUUCAGUUCCAGUUAGUAUUUUAAAGUUAAUAAAAAAAGUUUUUCGUAGCCUCCAUAAUAAUUGUCAAAAAA